UGAUAACGAAACGUCCAACUCCACUGGUAUUUGUUACGGUUUUUUUUUAUUUGUAUUUAUUGCUGCGAUUAGUCUGUACCACAAUUAUCUGUAGCUGUUCGAUAGUUCCAACAUUACGGUCUGACAAGUCGUUUAGCAGUUGUUGUGAGCUCGUUCAUUCAUUCGGCCCGCGCGCGUAUUAUGUUCGUUUCGUGAGGUGUUGUGUUCCUUUAAUUUAUUUAUUUUUCGUAUGCAAAUCAUCCAAUCAUGUUAGGCUGGCUUAGAAAAGACGAUGGAAAGAAGAUCGAUACCUGCGAGAACGUACUGGAUAGUUUGCGGGAAAAGUACAAGUCCAAACUCUUGCCUUUGGAGCUGGCGUAUCAAUUCCACGAUUUCUACUCGCCCAAACUGGACGAUCCAGAUUUUGUCGCUAAACCGAUGAUUUUGUUGGUCGGCCAAUACUCUACGGGUAAAACUACAUUCAUCAAACAUCUUCUAGAAUCAGAUUUCCCUGGAAUUCGCAUUGGUCCCGAACCCACUACCGAUCGUUUCAUUGCUGUUAUGUACGAUGAAAAGGAAUCAAUUAUUCCAGGCAACGCUUUGGUGGUAGACCCUAAAAAGCAAUUUAGACCACUAUCUAAGUAUGGCAAUGCCUUCCUCAACCGAUUUCAAUGUUCUUUAGUGAACUUGCCUGUACUUAAAUAUAUUUCAAUUGUUGAUACCCCUGGUAUUUUGUCAGGAGAAAAGCAAAGAGUGGAUAGGGGUUACGAUUUUACUGGUGUAUUAGAAUGGUUUGCUGAGCACGUUGACAGAAUUAUUUUGCUUUUCGAUGCUCACAAGCUGGACAUAUCUGAUGAAUUCCGUAGAUCAAUAGAAGCACUACGAGGGCAUGAUGAUAAAAUACGAAUUGUUUUGAAUAAAGCUGAUAUGGUUGACCAUCAACAACUAAUGCGUGUAUAUGGAGCACUAAUGUGGUCUUUAGGAAAAGUUCUACAAACUCCUGAAGUAGCUCGAGUUUAUAUUGGAUCCUUUUGGGACAAGCCGUUGAGAUAUGAUGUCAAUAAAAAAUUAUUUGAGGAUGAAGAACAAGAUUUGAUCAAAGAUUUGCUAUCAUUGCCUAAAAACGUGGCAUUAAGAAAACUAAAUGACUUAAUUAAACGUGCAAGAUUAGCCAAAGUUCACGCUUACAUAAUUAGCGCGUUACAUAAAGAAAUGCCGUCAAUUUUUAGGAAGGACGGCAAGAAGAAAGAAUUAAUAAAAAAUCUCGGUACCAUUUAUCAAAAUAUACAAAGAGAACAUCAGAUUUCCCCUGGAGAUUUUCCCGAUAUUAAAAAAAUGCAGGAUAUACUGGUAAACUUGGAUUUUAGCAAAUUCCAAGGUCUAAAACCACAUCUCUUAGAUGAAGUUGAUAAGAUGCUGACCAAUGAUAUCGCCGAUUUGAUAGCUAUGAUUCCUUUACAAGAAGCGAAUAACAUUGACUUGAAGAAUAAAGACAGCGAACCACAGACUGUAAUUGAAGGUGGUGUAUUUCUUACUGUUCAAGAUAAAGAAAGUCCAUUUGGAUAUAAGAGAGGAGAAGGUAUUGAUGCUGGAAAAGGUGAAACUGGUUGGAUAGUUGACAAGGAACGUCAAAAGUAUGAUGCAAUAUUCAACACACUUGAGAAGUCUGAUGGCAAACUAUCAGGAGCAGUUGCCAAAGCUGAAAUGGUCAAAUCGAAAUUGCCAAAUUCUGUACUGGGAAAAAUAUGGAAGUUGUCAGAUAUUGACUUAGAUAGUCAUUUGGACAUAGACGAAUUUGCUUUGGCUAUGCAUUUGAUAAAAAUAAAAUUGGAAGGACAUGAUUUACCGUCUGAAAUACCUGAACACUUAAUUCCUCCAUCCAAACGAGAUUUAUAAAAAAAAAAUUCUCAGCAUAUAUACACACAGAACCAUUAAAACACAGUGUUCAUUGGUAAAUUCAACAUGUUUAUAAUAUACGUUUGUCUUCAUAUAAGUUUGAUAUUACACUCUGUGCGUAUGUGUGUUUGUGCUUGUGAGAUAUGAUACAUAAAUAAAUUUAUACAGCACAGCCCCCAUUUUGAGUAUGAGUAUUGCUUGUGGUAAUUGUUAUUUAAAUUAAAUUGUCUAUCUACAUAAAUAUAAAUGUUAAAAUAUUAAUAGAAGUUAUUAAUUAUUGUUAAAGUUCAUAUAUAUAUAUAUUAUGAAUUAUAAUAUAUUUCUUUUAGUUAUGGUACAGUGUGAUGAAAAAGUAUGGCUUUUUCACGGCAUUUAAUU
Molecule: messenger RNA, 2253 nt
Organism: Sipha flava (yellow sugarcane aphid)
Lineage: Eukaryota; Metazoa; Arthropoda; Insecta; Hemiptera; Aphididae
Gene: Past1
Product: EH domain-containing protein 1
Exons: 6
Coding region: 247-1875 (542 amino acids)
Biological process (GO): endosomal transport; endocytosis
Cellular component (GO): cytoplasm; plasma membrane
Molecular function (GO): calcium ion binding; protein binding; GTP binding
Source: RefSeq, a predicted model, not a curated record